UGUGCUGUGAGCAGUCGCCAGUGAGACGCGGCAGCCCGCGAGCCGUUCCGCGUAUCGUCGUCCUCUUUCUCUCUCUCUCUCUUUCUCUCCCGCGCAUACACACGUAUCAUUGAUAAUAUAUAUAUAUAUAUAUAUAUAUAUGUACAGAGAGUACGCGUAUAUCCUUCGUGCACACGCGUGAAGUGGUGGAAAAAAAAGAUUACGUUGACAAAAUAUUCCUCUCUGGAAUCAUCCGUUAGUACGCUAUCGACGACGACGACAACGACGACGAUUACCUGGAUCGUCGUCAACGUGCUGUGCGCGUUCUGUGUGGUUCGUACAACGUGUGUGUUUGUGUGUAUGUGUCGUGUUGUAAAAUUCUUCGAGUUUUAUAACGCUCUCGCGCCGUGCGGUACAAACAGGAAUCGGUCUCGCGCUCGCGCAAUAAGUGUCAAUUCAACCAACCAACCAACCACCUACACACGGCCAACAAUAUAUCGCAUCGAAGAGCGCGCGCGAAAAAAGCGCACGCAUACACAAUCGUGCGCUGCUGUUAACGACUCUCAAGAUGGCUGCCGACUCGGGAAUGGAGACGUGUCCCUCCCCAGAAAUCGCGGAUUCGAGGAAGCGACCCCUCGACUGCGACGUGGAAAACGGGGCAACCAAAAGGUCCCAUUACGGUUCAGGAGGAGAUGGCAUGUAUCACCUCAAGGUACUGGUGCCGGGUGUUGCCGCAGGUGCCAUUAUUGGCAAAGGUGGCGAAACCAUUGCCCAGUUACAGAAAGAUACAGAAGCGAGGGUCAAAAUGUCCAAGGCUCGUGACUUCUACCCAGGAACUUCGGAACGAGUCUGCUUAAUAACAGGCAGCGUAGAAGCGAUAAUGGCCGUUAUGGAUUUUAUAAUGGAAAAAAUUCGUGAAAAGCCUGAUCUUACACCCAAAACGACUGUUGACUUUGACACAGGAAAAGCAACAGCUGAAAGAGACAAACAGGUAAAGAUACUCGUACCGAACAGUACAGCGGGUAUGAUAAUCGGCAAAGCCGGCAACUAUAUAAAACAGAUAAAAGAAGAAUCCGGCUCUUACGUGCAAAUAAGCCAAAAGGCCAAGGACGUUUCGCUACAAGAACGUUGCAUAACUGUGAUCGGGGAGAAGGAAAAUAAUCGGAAUGCGCUUCUAAUGAUCCUUGCUAAAAUAGCUGACGAUCCCCAGAGCGGUACAUGCUUGAACGUCAGUUACGCCGAUAUUACGGGACCGGUGGCCAAUUACAAUCCAACGGGUAGUCCUUAUGCUCAAGCACCGACAACAACGCCAACUUACACGCCACCUGCCGGCCUCAACACCGGUGAGCAAUUGAGUCUGCUGAACGGAGCUGGUCUGAGUUUAAAUUUGAAUCUCGGAGCGGCGAUAACAACGGGAACGGCACCGGUAACGACUCAAUUGCUCGAGCAUAUAAAAUUGAAUCUACGAAGCACGGGUUUUUCGGAGCCAGCGGCAACGGAAAUAUUGACGGCGAUCGCGACACUGGCAAAAUACAAUAUCCUCGGUAUGGGUAUAGGUAUGCCGUCGAGCGUGAGUUAUCUCGGUAAUCCGAUAGAGACAACGACGACGGCCAACGGUUCGAACAACAACGGCGGUGUAUUCGGUCCUAUCGGUACGGUACCGGCCCUCGGAACAACCUCGCCAACACCGAGAAAUCCGCUCGAUCGAUACGAGCCGUUCGAUCCAUUCCGACAGAACAACACAGCGGCAAGCGCGAUACAUCUCAACAACAAUUCGUUCGGGCUGGGAACGAAUCAAUUGUCACUCGUAAGUAAGAGUCCUACUCAGGUAGACGCCAGCAGCAAGGAGACCAAGAAAGUAGAUAUAGAAAUUGCAGAGAUUAUAGUGGGAGCUAUACUGGGACCAGGCGGUCGUUCCCUCACUGAGAUUCAACAUCUGAGUGGGGCCAACAUACAGAUAUCUAAGAAGGGCGUAUUUGCUCCCGGUACGAGGAAUCGAAUUGUCACUAUCACGGGUUAUCCGAGUACUAUCGGAACCGCUGAAUACCUGAUACAGCAGAGGAUCAGCGAGGAGGAGGCUAAACGCGCACGUCACAAUGCCAUUGCCGGCAUGAUUCAUUGAUUACCCGAAAUUCCUCCCUCCUCCGCCCCCGUCGCCCCAGCCGUCGUUGCUGACCCUCUUCUACACGUUCACAUCACCGAGUUUAACCCAAACUUUGACACCGUUAACGCCAACAAACUCGACUCAACUUGACUCAACCCCUUUUCCUCCUGCCCCCCCCCCCCCCCAUCUAUUCAUCGUCGUUCGAUCCCCAAAAGAUCAAACUCUACGAAACACGUUUCAACUCGCUGACAAAUACGAAAACAAAUCUGUCAGCGAUCAUUGCAAGAGAGCUAAAAAUUGAAAACUGAAAACACACACACACACACUCGGGCACAGAUAUACUCGGAUACACCCAGUCUCCCACGCAACUCUUGAUAGAAUACGAGAUAACGCCACCUCCAUCUCCUCCUGCGUCUUCUUCUUCUUCUUCUUCUUCUUCGUAUUGGAAUGUUAACCAAUCCUGGCCCCCUCGACAUUUGAGACGAAACAGCAACGGCUUUUCUCUCGUCUUCCCCGACUAUUUUCUUGUUCAUUCCGAGAAAAAGCACAUUCGACAACAACGGAGGUUGGUUGACGUGAAAAAAAUGUCUUUCUUUGGACAUCGAUUAUCCGAAUAUAGGGCACAACUCGUCGAGAAAAGUUUAGCUAAGAAUUAAAAAUUCAAAGAUGAAAACAUUGUCGUCGCUGUCGCCUAGCGACGCUGAUGAUAUACGGGGAAAAAAGAACAAACUAAAGCGAUAUAUUCGACGUAAGAGAGAACAUUCUUAUUGUUCAAUUGUUAAAUUUUGAUUGAUCACUUUCAUUUAAUCGCAUCACACAGUUCCAUACACGUAUCCAUCACACGUCACUUCUCGACGUUUAUCCAACAUUUAACAUUCUCGUUACAUAAUUAUCGAUAUAUAGACUACUACAAUUGUUCUGUGAUACACCACAUUACGGGGCUUUAUCACGCAUAUUGUUGCAUAUACAUCAGAGCCAGAUACAACAUAUAUUAUUAGCACGUGUCGGUAACUCUUGUAUACAUGCAUGUAUAAUGUAUAUAUGUAUAUGUCUCAGGAUUAUGAAAAUGGUAGUUUCCGAAAGUUGGUUUGGUUUUUAAACUAAAAAUUCAACAUCUUUGGCAAUCGUCGGAUAUUUAAUGCGUACUUGCCGAGGACACGCGACGCCACGAACAACCACGUUUGUUUUUUUUUUUUUUUUUUUUUUCUUUUCAACAAUUCGUGCCUCGAAUCGUUGCGAGAAAAUCCGAAGAUUUUUCAGUUGGACGAGCGCCGCGAGCAUGCCUUGACGAUCAUACCAAUUAUCUAUCCGAUCCGAUAAUGUUUAAAGACCGCGAUAGAAACAAACUUUGGAAAGCGAUACGAAGAAUUUUCAAAGCUCCGCCCCGAUAUGAGGAUCGUAAUCAUUUUUUCUUCUUAGCAAUACGAGCGACUUUAGUCAAACAGCUUGCGUUUAAAUAUUUCUUUCGAUUUAUCAAAUAUCGACGCGUAUUUGUUCGACACGAUAAAAGGAGCUUCGAAAAAAAUCGUUCGCACGAAUACCAAAGAUUAAUAAAGUACGGACGAAGAAAGCUUUCGAUCACACUCGAAUAUUAAGUAUGUAUACAUGUAUGCAUAGCGUAUGUAUCAAUAUGUCACAUACAUAAAAUCAAUGUAUAUAUGAAUAUAUACGCACAUAUAGAGCUGGCUGGUCCGGCGAUCGAGAUCGCGUUUUAACGUCCAUUCAGUACGUUUUUCAAUCAUCUCGCGAUGCCCAUGAAUUUUCAAUUGAUACAAGUUGUGUUGUCGCUAUUUGAGCAUUUUCAAUUAAAAUGCCACAACCGCUAAUCGCGAGAAUCGUGACUACGAGGCAUGUUUUUUUUACCGACCUGGUGGAAUUUGUUCUUUUUUCUUCCAUUUCGUUAUAUUGAAGAUUUUCAUAUUCCAUUCCACGAUCGUUGUUUCUUCGCCCCUAGUAGGUUUUCGACGUCAUUGACGGCUGAGAUGUAUACAUACAUACAUACGCGUCAGAGAAUCGCCACGAAAUGGCGCUCGUUUGUCAAGAUAAAGAAAAAAAAAUAAAAUAAAUCGUGUUACGUAGCUAUUUAGAAAAAUCGAAAGGUGUAUAAAAAAAUAGCGUAAAACAGAGGCGAACAAUCCGAGGCGAAUUCACGUACGUUGAUGAUGAAAACAAAUAUUACAAAGAUUGCAAGAAAUAUGAUCUCUUGCAGUAUAAACAUUUCGGGCGACCGGCCGCAAAGCGAAUUUUAUGAAAUAUCAGACGCGUACAAAAAAUAGUGAGAAUAUUACGAAAAGAUUCGCCGUUUGCUAUGGUAUUUUUUUUUAAACCUAACAGACGGAGCACAGUUGGGACGGUAAAAGUGGGCUACGAGGAAUGCCCGUCCUCAAAUUUCCCAUACAACAACAACAACAACAACAACAACAACAACAACAACAAUAAUAAUAAUAUAAUGAGAUUGUUAUAUUUAUUACUAUUCGUGAAUUUGAGGCAUAUGAGAAGUUUGUUAAAAUAUUUACGAAUAUGGAAAAAAAACGACUUAAUUCCAUACGAUUUUCUUUGGGAGCUAGGGGGGCUGUUUUUGGGUCAAUCAAAUCCGUGUUCAAACUCCAGCAGCGUAGCAGCGAAUAGGGAGAGAGAGAGAGAGAGAGAGAGAGAACGAGUAAGAAAAGUUUUCUGGUCGUGCCGAUUAGCGAAUAAUAGGAGUAUAGUUAGUAAUCGUAAUGAAUUGACGCGCUGGUAAAGAAAAAAAAACAAAAAAAAAUAAUAAAAUAGUUAAAUAAAAACGAAGCAGUAAAUCUGAUGUAGAAUUUAACAAAAAAGAAAUUAAUAGGACGGGCUUGUGGAAGAACGACGAUGAAACAUCGUCGAUAAAAAGCGUGUACAAUCGCGGACUCGCGGAAAAUAGAACGAUAUAAACAUAAAGAGAGAAGGAGUGAGACAAAAAAAUGCAAAGGGCGCUGGAUCACCGCUUUUCGAAAAGAAUAAAAAGAUACAAAAUAACACUGAAAUAAUGAUGAAAUGUAUAUUUAUAAAUAUAUAACAUUAUUGAUGAUAAUAUAUUGACAGCAGGGAAAAACGCAGAGAAAUAUAUAUACAAGGCGUGAGAGAUAAAGGAAAAGAGAGAGAAAUAUAUAUAUACAUAUAUAUAUAUAUAUAUAUAUAAAUGAGAUAACGAGUAAUAGAAUGAUAUUAUAAAUAUUGUUGACAUAAUAUUUGCGUCCGCGAGUACGAGCAUGAUUAAAUAUUGUUUUACAAUUGUAUAUGUUGACUAUUGUAUGAAUUGACUCUCCGCGAGUCUCUUGUCCUUCGAGCUCCUAUCAUAUAUACGCAUAUGUAUAUAUAUUAUUCAUACAAACAUUCGAAAAGUGACAGAAAUAAUACAUUAUUCAUUCACAUAUUGUACCAUGAAGAUCGUGUUAAAUAGUUAAGGAAGUAAGGAAGUAAAUAUUUUGGAGAAAAGGUUGGCGGGCUGGGGUGGGAUAUGGGAAGUAUAAAAUUGUCAUAGCGUUAGGUGGGAGGAUCGAGAAAGGAAGAAAAGUGAAAAUUUGAUAUAGCUGCUCGUAUCGGUGUAAUUAGGUGGAGUACGAUUAGCGUAUAAGUGACGAUAGACGAUAAUAAUGAGCUGAUUUUAUUCUCAUUAUUUUAUUCUCCCAGGAGAUGGUUUACCGCGGCAUUCGUGCAUAUAUACGCAAGCAUUGCAUCGUAUAACACUAAUAAAUCUUGUAUGAAAUUAUACGGAAACCAUUACAACACUAUAUUAAUGAUGGAAAUGAGUAGGAAACUAUUAGUUUUUAACGAGUAUCAUCGUUGUUAAAUAAUGCCGUUUCAAAGGGCUCUUUUCAUCAUUCUCUUUCUCAAUGCGAAUCAUCGUUCGUGAAUAUUAAUUCGUCCCCGGCUUUAUCAAUCUCUAGAUUCAUACGGUUAUUAUUAUUAUUAUUCUUUUUCCCAUCCAUCCAUUUCACUCAUUCUUUCAUCGUCGCGAAAGUUACCUACCAUUGAUAAACGGGAAUAAUAUUGUAAAUAUCGUUGGAUCCUAUUUUGGAUGAGAAUCCCCCAUCGAACAACUUUCGGGUAGCAAAAGACAAAAUUGAAAAAGAAAACAUUACGCGUAUUACGUAAGAACGAUGAUGAAAUCUUUUGUUAUCGUGAGAGAGAAAGAGAGAGAGAGAAAAUAAUACGAAAUUACCUGUUUAAACGUAAAAUAAAAGGGAAAAUGAAAACGUCUGAAAGAAGAUGACGAUAAUGAAUAUGUAUAUAUAUUUUGUUGAAUCUCCAAUGCCGUGUAAAAAAUGUAGCAAUUUUGGUUUUGCGCAGGAAAAAUAGCUCCGCGGCAAGCGAACCUUCAUCGAGCAAGGACCGAAUUCGGGAUAAAGGAGCUUUCUUCUGCGCGUCUAUAUCCUGAACGUGGUAUAUAGGAAAAAAAAAAAAACUAAUCGCAAUGCGACACAGCAAAGGUGUGAUCGGGGAAUAAAAUAAAAAGUUUUUGCUAUUGCGCCGAUGACGGGGGAGAACCGAUCAAAACAGAAUCAUUCCCCUCUCCCUUUUGCUCACCAUUCGUGGGUGGGGGGAGCAAAUAAGCAUGAAAGAAAGAAUUCGAAACGCGUACAACGCUGAUCCUACUUUCCUCAAGAGAGAGAAAGAGAGAGAGAGAGAGAGAGAGAGAAAAGAAAGCUUGGGUAAGAAUCAAAGAGAUUAAUGCUUUUUCCGGACUUGUGGAGUUUUCAGGCUGAGUACCUUUUUUCUAUUAAUUUGUCCCCUCAACCCUGUCAUUUUAUUCUAAUUACCUUUAUUCACCAGCAUUAUGCCUUUGUCCGACGUUUUCUCGUUUAUUCAUUCAUUUCUUUUUUUAUUCCUUCGAAUCCGACGAAUCGUCCGAAAUGCUCGUUAUACUCUCCAAAGUCCGUUUCGAAUGUCUCUUUGGUAGUCCAAUAGACAAACUUCUUGUUGAAAAAAGAUAACAAAAAUUUAGCCGAAAAUGAUUAGUGUUUCCUCCCGAAAUUGAAAUCUUUUCAAAAUUUAUUCUUUCCAAUGCUACCUGCGAGUUGUUCGAAAAAAAAAAACCCACGAUGUUACUCUGUUGGUGGAAUAAAAAAGUUGAAGCGAAAUCGUUAACACUUGGAAUUCCCGUUUUCAAGCAUUACCAAUCGAUCAUUUUCACCAACUCAUUUCAUCACAUAAAAGUAUAUUAAAUCAUAAACAAAUAUAUAUAUAUAUAUUGAUAUAAAUGUGUUCUUGUAUGUGUGUGAAUGUGUGUGCGUGUGUGCUGGGUAUAUACAUUCAUAUAUUGAUGGUGCAUUGUAUUUCAUGGGAUUCGUAGAAAUCGAAUGUUCGCGCACAAUUGGACUCGUGUUUGUAGAAUUUGUUGGCUCUUGUUGUGCGCGAACGGCCGACUUGACGCGAAACUAAAAAUCAAGAAAAACACCUUAUCAUAAGUUGUAAUUUGAAAUGACUAUCGUAGAUACUACAGUAUCCUCGUCGAUCCUCGAUUAGCGAAUAAACACUGAGAAUCUAUAGUAUUGAAAAUGCAUAUUAAAAAUAUCGUAUACACGAACUUGAUCGACGUUUGAAAUCUGCUCUCACUGCUCGAAUUUUAUUCAAAUUUUAAUUACCCUCGACGAACUCACUUUUUGAGGAUCAUCGUCAUCAUCAUCAUCGUCAUCGUCAUCAUCAUCGUCAUCAUUCACUCGACACUGACACAUCAAAAAUUCGAACGCCAUUCGUAUUAAAAGUUUAGAAGAUUGAAGGGAGAUUUUUUCAUUUCGAGAUGGUUACCGGAGAUAUUGAAAUUCUCAGAGGUUCGCUUAAUUACAUUACAAAAUAUCGUAAACGUGUAACGAUAAAAUGGUGAAGAAAAAAAAAAUAAUAUCAACGAUACCGUAUACACACGAGCCGAGUUACCAGGAAGAGAAUGAGAAUUUCAUCUAUUCGAAUUGGUUUUAAAUUGAAACAACUCUCACUAGAACAAUCAUUGAAUAGACAGGAAAAAUCCAUUUCACGUUUGUAACGUUCAAAGCUACGGAAAACAGAUAACAUACAAUUCACGCGACCCGUCAAUAGGACUCUGCAUCCCGCGUCAUUUAAUAUCAUAAAACACACGACCCAACGCAUACGCAUGUGCACACAUACAUACAUAUAUAUAUAUUUGUUUUUAACCGUCUUUCAUAUUUCUUGAUUUUGGUGUUUUCAUUUGCUUAUCCGAUUUUCAUUGAAUCAUCUAUGCUUGAGGUAUCGACGACUCAUUUGCGUCAUUCAAUACCGAAGAUAUUAUAACGAUUGAAAUUAUGCAACAAAGUUUGAAUAAAAUUAUUAGUAUAAAAUGACUUUUAAGAGAAUCACGAAAUUCGAUCUCGGUAAGAGCGGGAUUAACGAGGAUCAGUAACAAAAAGAGGGAAAAUAUCUACCUAUAGAAACAAAAAUACUAUUAAAAAAACAAAAAGUGCAGUUACACGAUUCGAUCGCGAUAUAGUGCCAUAAAUACACGUCCCUUGGCCACGUUUCAAAUGAUUUGCCAACUAAAGACACGAGACAAAGAGAGAAAGGGUUUUUUAAAAAUUUGUAGAGGAAUUUUCAUCGCAUAUCUCGAUUUAUUCUAUUGCAACUCUGUUACGUGUUAUUUUUUCUCUCUCUCUUCUAUGCUCAAGCCUAUGACAUUUAAGGGAUUCCCCCAUCGAUUCUCACGAACGUGUGUUUGUACAAAAAAAAAAAAAAAUGAGAAAUUUUUUUAUCCAGAACCUUAACGGAUUUCAAUUUUGUCUUAUCAAAGUCCUGAGGAAUGAACAAAAUGCGAGGAAUUUCUUAUUUCACGAUACAGAAAAUUGCAGAGCUUUGGCGGUUGAUUUUUCGUUUGAUAUUUAUUGUUUGGGCUAAAAAUGAGAGCAAAUAUUGCUUCUGAAAAUUCAAUGGCACAGGGUCCCUUUAUUAUCUAUCAAUUCAGAACAACGUUAAAAGAAUGAAUUCAUAAAUCUCGAGUUUUGCCUUCAUUCUCAUAUUGAGUUUUAAUUUCAGACUCGUCGAGUCAAUAACUAGAGUUUAAUAAAACCCUCGAAGUGUUAAUAAUACCAAAACUAACGCCAAGCAAGGCUCGAAAUCUAACUCUGAGCAGGUAACGAACAAGAACUAAAAACUACUAUGCAACGUUGUACUAUGCAACGUGCUGCCUGAACGAGGGAUUUAAAUACGACCGUUAUUAUAGCGACGUAAACAUAAUAAAAAUAAAAUAGAAAAGAAGAAAAUCGGUCGAUGACGAAUAAAGUGUAUCGCGAUACAAUAGGCACAAAAAUUGAUAGCCAGAGCGCGUUCAGCCUUUUCCAAUUUUUAAUAUAAAUGGUUACUUCGAGUCUCUACCGAACACACACACACACACACAACGCAUCUUUAUACUUGAUUAUGAUUGGUGCGGCGACAAGACGAUUCCGAUAAGCACCGAAAUAUUCGAAACAAUCGGAAAAACUUAUCACACGCAUCAUAACUGUUACAUCCUUCGGUAGUGAGACAAAAAAGAAUUCGCAGUUUUACAUCAAUUAUAUCGUAUCUGUUGACAAUAGGCCGGAAGGAAAUGCUAAAAUCGUUGUUAUCUUGAUGAAAAAAAAAAGUGAGAUUAAAAAAAAUAAUCGUUUUGAGUGACAAGCCCGAAUCGUUAAAACGUAUAUAUAAAUAAGAAGCACGUGGUUGCUAUAUAUGAAAAAUAAAUAUGAGCAAACAAAUGGUACUGGUAGAAAGUUUGUUUUCACGACGAAAUGAGCCAGCCAACGUUGUUGGGUCAUUGUCAAGUUUGUGAUGAGAUACGAGAGAAGAUAAGUAAGAAGAGGGAUAACAAAAAUUAAAGAAAUUUAUAGAUCCUUUGAGGAUUGCUAGAGUACGAUGGGAAGCAAAGCCCCCAUUGUGAAUAAAUAAUUAUUAAAGAAUACGUUGAGCGCACUCGGGAAUUAAAUAAAAAUUUGUUCAACACUCUAUAUUCUCUGCGAGGGUGGCGCUGUGCUCAGUUUAUUUGUAUUUUUGUCGUUGUUUGCGAACACUCGUGUAUGCAGCGUGUGUUGUUUCGAGUGAUAUUUCACUUGAAAUCGAUCAGGCCUAAAGUUCAAAAACUACGAAUCAGUUUUGAUCGAACCCAACGCGUUUUGAAUUCAUUAGGCAGUUGCAUUCGGUCAAUAAUAACACAAGAAUUUUAUUCUCUGUCGACCCACGAACCCAGCAGCGCCGUCUCGCUCUAUUACCGAUGCGAACUUGACAAAAAAACUAUAGGUUCAUAUAACGAUAAGAUGACGUUCGGUCGUGCAUCUUAUCGAGAUUAAAAACGAGAGAAAUCACUAGAGAGACGACACUAAAGUAUAGAAAUAGACACGAAUACGCGGUCAAAAGGUUCGUACGAACAAGGAAAAACUGUUCUCAAUGCCGUAUCAUCGGAAGUGUUUAGAUAUUGUUAAUAACUUGGUUAUUAUUAUUAUCGACUUGUUUUUUCAUGCUGCCCCGCGGGUAGCGAUGUUCGGUGCACCUUGCCGUUCGUCGAGUACCAGCAGCAGAAUCGCCAAAAUUCAAAGCAAAACUCUAGAAAAUAAUUUGAAGCUCACUCGUGCUUUAUAAAAUUCCAAAACGUCAACAAUUUAUUUAGAAUUUCGAGAUUUUAGGGACGAUACAUCUCCCGUUGCAGCACCGAUUAAAAACUAGUCGAUUUUGUACAAGAAAAUCGAAACGUUGAGAAAAACAAGUGGAGGGAUAUUGAAAAUUCAAGCACCGUAGAAAAUCGCUUAUAAAGAGGAAUAUUUAUACGUACCUUGUUGACUCUAAGUAUACACGUGUAUGCGUGUGUGCGCGCGCACGCACACAUGCAUACGCAUAUACAUAUUUCAGAUUAAAAAUAAUAAUUAUAACCGUGGAUAGUCGCGAGAAUCGCUACAUAACUCGAAGGACGAUUCCGUCUCGUGAAAAAUAGAAAAAACGUACGUACAACAAGUACACCUAUAUUCGAAGAUUGAUCGAUACUAUCGAGUUGAAAGACCACGCGUACGCGUGCGCGGAACGAGAUGAAAUGAUAGAAAAGAAUAAACAUACACGGAAAGAGAAGCGAAUGGAAUUUCCCGUACAACUCGUGUGCUUUAUUUCGUGAUGCUGGAUGCGAGUCCGCGCAUACUUAUACACGUAUAUUAUAAAAUAAGUAUGCGCAAACACACGGCGUGCGAAUAAUGGUUCGUAAUAAUGUAAUAAACGCGUGUGUCAGCACGACAUUGAUGUACAAAAGUGAGAGAGAUCUGAAUGAUGAAAAAAAGAAAAAAUAACAAAAAAAAAAAACAAAAAAUGGGAUUAAAAAAAAGAUAUAAAACAAAAACACCUAUCGGAGGAAGAUGAUGGGAGAAAAUAAGACACGCGCGGUCGAUUAGCCAUAGAAGAAACUUUCACGAUUAUACAAUAUUACCGCCGAGAUCGAGCGCAGCUGGCUGCGGAAGGUUAUCAUAGAAAAAGUGAAGAAAAAAAAACAGAGAGAGAGAGAGAGAAAAAGAGAGUAAUAUAAAUAAUGAUAGUUAAAGAAAAUUAAAGAGAGUGAGAGCAGAGCGAGCGAGAGAGCGUGAAAUGUAUGAACCCGGAGAAGCAGAGAUCGUUCGUCACUGGUGAAGUACGAUCGAGUAUUGUACCUUAACAUUCCUUUGGCUAUAAAGAGAAAAGUUGAAGAAAAAAAUAAACCAAGAGUAUAGUAAGUUUAAGAAAACGUGCUAGAAACGAUCCAAUGUCAUCCGUGACCGGCGCGUGAUUUUCUUUUUCUUUUUCUUUUUCUUUUUUUCCCCCGUUUAUCCAUUUUUUUUUCGUUGUUGCCUCGUUUCGCCAUAAACAUUUUAAACCGUCUUUUUUUAACUUUUUCGUUCGCUUCCGCGACGUUAUAUCGUCGCCGGAACUCGUUCCUCGAAAAUUCUGACCGAACGACGCAAUCAUACAUACAUACACCCACCACAUGUUACAUCCGAAAUGUCAUGAAGGAAAUACUAUAUAGAAUAACAAGCAUACUCGUCAUCCUCAAAGUUGUGUCAAAUCAUCGAUAGUAAUAAUACUACACUUUGCUUAAAUUUGCUUCUUUUCCGGAUUAUACGCCGCAUCGUUGAUUAUAUCAUUGAACGAGAUACGUUUCCCUUUCGGCGCGCGCUCGUCGUUGGCUCGAAAAUUCGGCAAAUUAACGGAGAUAUUUGAUUUUUAUCCUCCAUCACUUUCACAACUCGGGUAGCGAGAAAAUCGACGAAAUUUCGAGCUGUUUCCUCGCGCGACGCAAGAGAGACGGCGUUCUUGCAAUUUUUCAUUCAUUUCGUUUCUCUCCGUUUUUUUAUCAUCCGUAUAAUUGCAUUGUACAAACAAACAAACAAACAAACAAACAAAACAAGAAAAGAUAUUUAGAUGCCUUUUGUAUUGAUUUUUGAGGCACAAAUCCAAAGUUACGAGCAUCUUUUGCCCCAUACAUGUACAUAUAUCUCUUAUGUGUAUAUACGUACGUAUGAAUAUAAAUAUAGAAAAACAGUUGAAUAAUGAUAAUCGUGUUAGCCAAGAUUAUGAGGAAAAUAAAUCAAAGAGGUUCGAUAUUUCGAUUAUAAACGAAACAAUCCUCCGCGUCGCGUCUCUAUCGACUAUAAGUGAAUUUUAUUAUCAAACGAGUAAACCGUUAUUUUGUUUUAUUCAUCUUUCAACCGACUAUUUCUAUAUCCGUGAUUAAUCGUAUGUAUUUCGAAAUUUAACAAAUAUCUAUAUAAAUAUAUAUUGCGUUUUGUUUUAAUGAUGAUAAAAAUGAUAGACAUGUGUUGGGCAAAAGAGAGAAGAAAAUGAAUUUGUUCAUGCAUCACACAUGGCUUGCCAGGCUGUAGGUAAUACCUUUUUAUUUAUUUACGGGCACAUAAUUUUUGUAUAUAUAAAUAUGCGUAUAUACGUAUCCGUCAUAUAUCAUAUAUAUGUAUACAUAUAUUUAUUUUUUAGAGAUUCUCUGUAUAUGUAUUCACGAAAUUCUCCUUUCUCCAUAUGUCAUCAUCCCUCCCCGCCACCCCCCUCCAGCCCCAACGCUCCGACGCGUGUGUCAGUCGAGAAGCGAAAUAGAGUAUGGUAAUAUUAAUUAUGAUCGCAAUUAUGACGAAGUAGAAAAGAGAAAAAGAAAGAAAUAAAAAAUAAUACGAAAGAAUGAAAGAAGGAUAAGAAUUUACCAUUAAUGAAGAAAAAAACUAGAAAAAAAAAUGAAUUAAUUAUAUUAUCUACUAUACAUUCUGUCGACUCCUCCUGCCCGACGCCCUCCCACCACACAUUUAUUUGCAUCUCCACCACCAAACUGUUAAUUCUUUCAUCCAUUCGAGCGUAUGACUUUUUUUUCUUUUUUUUUCUCUCCUUCUUUCCAUUUUCAAUGUUAAAUAAUUAUAAAAGUAAAAAUAUAAUAUAUUAACUAUUUUCAUUCAUGAGGAAGCAUCGUUACCUGUAUGACAAGUGAUCAUAAGAGCAUAAUAAACAAUCGCUCAUCAAAUGCAUUACGUUGUUAUUCAUUUCACAAUAUCCCCAAAUGCAACCAGAAAAUAAAGAAACAAUCUACCAUAUCCAUCAAUGAAAAAGAAAAUAAAGAAAACAAAAAAAAACUUCAUUUUUGGACGCGUGAACAAAUAAAAAAGAAAAGGAAACUCUCGCGAACAAUUUUUUUUUCGCAUCCGACGAGGUCCAUCAAUCGAACAUUACUUCGUCGUUCGAGAAAUUAACAACAAAAACAAAGAUCAUAGCUUUUUUCGUUCGUUCAUAAUGACGUUAUAAACGCUCAUAAUCGUGUGAUUUUUUCGAUCAAGAUUUGUCGAUCUGAAAUAAAAAGACUCUGCGUUAUGAAAGUACAAUUAAGCUGUAAUACAUAGAUUUUAAAUGAUGUGAUGUUAAAUCGAAAUCAGGAAGGUCGCAUACCUAACGAUAAUAAUAAUGAUAAUGAUAACAAUACUGAAAUAAUUAUAAGUUGACAAAAAGUGAGCGUGAGGAAGCGCGUUGGUUGGUCUUCGCCUUCCUGCAUUUUGAUGAAAUUGUACAAAUGUUGUUCUUCAACCUCCGUGUAAGAUAUUAAGAUUUGCCGCAGCUAAUCGAUUUUAAGUAUAUGAGAGUGCGUAUAUAUAUGAUAUAUAAAAAUAUUGGAAUAUCAAAAGAAUAAAUAUUUAGAUUUCUUUCAUCUCGGAUGAUCAGUGUCGUCACAGUGAUAUUAAUUUCGAAAUAUUUUUGUCAAGUGACGACGACAUAUUCAAACCCCAGCGAUAUUGUUUUGAGCUGUGAAAAAAAAACUGUAUAUACGAUAACUUCAUUUUUGUAUGAUCUCUCGUUUGUCCGAAAUCACGAUCCAAUCUACAAUUUACGAGACAAACAUCGCAUAAUCCUUUUACGUUCAUCCAACAUUCCACUCAAUUUUCAGUUACGAGCUUGAAAAAAGAAUAAAAAUACAUUCUAGACCCACGAGCAAAGCUGCUACUAGUCAAUAAUUAAGUAAAUGUAUUUUUUUAUGGAAUGAUUUUGAGAAGAAUAAUAAAGAGAGUUAUUAAUAUGGAAA
Molecule: messenger RNA, 14606 nt
Organism: Venturia canescens
Lineage: Eukaryota; Metazoa; Arthropoda; Insecta; Hymenoptera; Ichneumonidae
Gene: pasilla
Product: RNA-binding protein Nova-1-like protein passilla
Exons: 6
Coding region: 548-2101 (517 amino acids)
Biological process (GO): regulation of alternative mRNA splicing, via spliceosome; mRNA splicing, via spliceosome
Cellular component (GO): cytoplasm; nucleus
Molecular function (GO): mRNA binding
Source: RefSeq, a predicted model, not a curated record